Messenger RNA from Chlorella variabilis, 852 nucleotides. RefSeq lists its product as hypothetical. The record is from RefSeq and is a predicted model, not a curated record. Gene Ontology annotation, cellular component: thylakoid membrane; mitochondrial inner membrane. Gene Ontology annotation, molecular function: ATP:ADP antiporter activity. Gene Ontology annotation, biological process: mitochondrial ADP transmembrane transport; mitochondrial ATP transmembrane transport. The transcript has 5 exons. Lineage: Eukaryota; Viridiplantae; Chlorophyta; Trebouxiophyceae; Chlorellales; Chlorellaceae. Bases 1 to 852 code for a protein of 283 amino acids.
AUGUUUGUGGCGGGCGGCGCGGCGGGCGCGGUGGCGCGCACCGCCACGGCGCCGCUGGACCGCGUGAAGCUGCUGUUCCAGGUGCAGGCGGUGCCUUCGGCCGGCACCUCGGCCACCGCCUACACGGGGCUGGGGCAGGCGUUCCGCAAGAUCCUGGCCGAGGAGGGGAUGCGCGCGUUUUGGAAGGGCAACGGACUCAACAUCAUCCGCAUCUUCCCCUACUCCGCCGCCCAGCUGUCCUCCAACGACCAGUACAAGCGGCUGCUGGCCGAUGAGCACGGCGAGCUGAGCGUACCCAAGCGCCUGCUCAGUGGCGCGUGCGCAGGCAUGACCGCCACCGCUCUGACGCACCCGCUGGACACGAUGCGGCUGCGCCUGGCGCUGCCAAACCACGGCUACAAGGGCAUGGCCGACGGCUUCCUGACUGUGGCGCGCAGCGAGGGCAUCCUGGCGCUGUACAAGGGCCUGGUGCCCACGCUGAUCGGCAUCGCCCCCUACGCCGCUCUCAACUUUGCCUCCUACGACCUCCUGAAGCGCUACGUGUAUGACGCGGGGGACAAGAAGCAGCACCCUGCGGCCAACCUGGUGAUGGGGGGGGCGGCAGGCACCAUCGCCGCCACUGUGUGCUACCCGCUGGACACCAUCCGGCGGCGGAUGCAGAUGAAGGGGGUGAUGUACACGGGGCAGCUCAACGCCUUUGCCACCAUCUGGCGCACCGAGGGCCUGGGCGGCUUCUACCGCGGCUGGGCCGCCAACUCGCUCAAGGUGGUGCCCCAGAACGCCAUCCGCUUUGUGUCGUACGAGGCGCUCAAGACGCUGGUGGGGGUGAAGCGCGCCAAGACAGACACGUGA